Messenger RNA from Rattus norvegicus (Norway rat), 6577 nucleotides. NCBI's taxonomy places the organism in Eukaryota, Metazoa, Chordata, Mammalia, Rodentia, Muridae. The record is from RefSeq and is a predicted model, not a curated record.
AAGAGUCACUAGAUCUUAGGUGUUAGGAAAAGUCUCCUCUCAGUCGAAUGUCCAAAGGACCCAACUCUGAAAACCCCUCAAGGCCAUGGGAGCCUUUAAUAAGUCUUAAGCCACGAUCAUGAACACCAGAUCUAAUACAGGAUGAGAAAGAAAUCCAAAACAGCUUCAUUUCCAAGUGGCUGGGACCAUGCAAAGACUUCACCCGCAUUCACCUUUUCAAAACCAUUAUUAUGUUAAAUCUCAGCACCACAGUGAGUAAUUAUUUGUUCCACAGUUACCGUUUGUUAUUAAGUAGCUAAAGCAUGCCGGUGACAGUUUCCCAUUGGAAGACAGCACUUUGGAUUUGGAAAGUAGUUUUCCAUUUAAUUCAGGAAAACUUCAUCUAGAGGCUGACAGAUGAUACAUACUUUAAUGUCAAGAAACCUAUGCACUUGAGGCAGACCUUAGGAGGAUUCCAAACCCAAAUUUUGUGUCCCGCCAGGAGGACCAAGCCGGACUGCGGCACAUUAUCUUCCUUGUCCACCAAGCAAGGCCUGGGAAGAGCAAGCUCGGCAGUGCACAGGCUAAUUUUUGCAAAUCAAAUUUUGUGUAUUUUUAAAGUGAUAGGUAUGAGGUUUUAAAGACCAGUUGGAAAUGGAUAAGAGGUACUGGAAGGGUUUGGGGAUGAUCUUUGAUUUAGGUCACAAGAGUAUUUGCACCACUAGGGGAUAUUGGAAAAUCAAGUGAGAGGAGUCACACAAAUUAAAAUGUCAGUGGAAGAUGUGUCUGCUGUUUGCUGAGAAGGCCAGGAACAAUCUUCCACCUGCUGGGCACAAGCUUCCAAUUCCCAGUAUGUAGUAAAUUAGAACAGAAAAUGGAAGCCCAGUAUUAGGAAACUUUUAUUAAAAUAGCAUUUCAUUCAAAUGCUGGCAUGAGCAACAUGAACAACUAAAAUAAGACACUUUCACAAGAGCCUACCUCAGGGCUCUGGAGAAGAUGGAGGCCAUAUAUGUAACAUACUGGUGUAGAUUUUUGCUGUUGACUUUCAGUAUGCAUUCUGUGGUGUUUUCAGUAAGAGAUAUCCUCCAUAGGCCUUGGUAUUUGGAUAUUUGGUCCCUUGUUAGUAAUACUGUUUAAGAAGGUGUAAGAGGUGUGGCCUUGCUGGAGGACAUAUGUAAUUAGGUUACGCUUUGAGGGCUUAAAGCAUCAUCUACUUCCGAUUUCAUCUUUCUUUGCUUCACGUCUUCAGGUGAGCAUGUCAAGCCUCUGUUGCUGUGCUUGUCACCCGCUACGAUGGACUCUUGCCCCACUGGGACCCUGGAACCCAUGCAAACAACUGGUGCCAUUUCUGGUUAAUAACCAGGAGCAAAUAACCCUUCCUGGUGGAAGCAAGAAUAAAUGUGGAAUGUACUUUCAAUGGCAGCACCAAGAGGAGCCAUCACAGAAGUAUGAAGAGGGGCGGUGCGGCCACAGCUGCCGCCGCCACCGAGCUGCUGGGUUGUGAGGAGCGGGGGGCCACAGGACCUGCGUCUGGAGGAGCCUCAGGGGUGCAGCCCAGAGUGCGGGUGCUGAGUCGCAGGGAGCAGCUGGCUGGGUGUUAGGAGUGGAUAAAUGAUGUGCACUGCCCUGAGCCCCAAGGUCCGCAGCGGACCUGGCCUGUCUGAUAUGCAUCAGUACAGCCAGUGGCUGGCCAGCAGACACGAAGCUAAUUUGCUGCCGAUGAAAGAAGACUUGGCCUUGUGGUUAACCAAUCUAUUAGGGAAAGAGAUAACAGCAGAAACCUUCAUGGAGAAGUUGGAUAAUGGCGCCUUGCUCUGUCAGCUUGCAGCAACGGUGCAGGAGAAAUUCAAAGAGAGCAUGGAUACCAACAAGCCUGCCAAGACCCUACCACUGAAGAAGAUUCCUUGCAAAGCAAGUGCACCCUCGGGCUCCUUUUUUGCCCGAGACAACACAGCCAAUUUCCUCUCCUGGUGCCGAGAUUUGGGAGUUGACGAAACGUGUCUUUUUGAAUCUGAAGGCCUGGUUCUGCAUAAGCAGCCCCGAGAAGUGUGUCUCUGUUUGCUAGAGCUUGGUCGGAUUGCAGCCAGGUAUGGUGUGGAGCCUCCUGGUCUGAUAAAGCUGGAAAAAGAAAUUGAACAAGAAGAGACACUUUCUGCCCCAUCUCCUUCGCCUUCUCCUUCAUCAAAGUCUUCAGGGAAGAAGAGUACUGGAAACCUACUGGAUGAUGCAGUAAAAAGAAUCUCUGAAGAUCCUCCCUGCAAAUGCCCAACCAAGUUCUGCGUGGAGCGACUCUCUCAAGGUCGAUACCGAGUGGGAGAGAAGAUCCUCUUCAUCAGGAUGCUGCACAACAAGCAUGUGAUGGUCCGUGUGGGAGGAGGCUGGGAGACCUUUGCAGGCUACCUGCUGAAGCAUGACCCCUGCCGCAUGCUGCAGAUCUCCCGUGUGGACGGCAAGACAUCCCCUGUCCAGAGCAAAUCCCCAACCCUGAAGGACAUGAACCCAGAUAAUUACCUGGUGGUCUCUGCCACCUACAAGGCUAAGAAGGAGAUUAAAUGAAACUCAUCUCUGAAAGAGGACUCAUGCAAUGGCCUGUGUCCAUUCCACAGUGUAGUCAGUGUAGUUCCCAUGCUCUGAAAAACCACACAUCAUCAGGUAGGAAAAUACUCAAAAGGUAGCACUAUUUAUUUUUAAUGCAUCUGUAGAACUUUGCCUAUGGAGAAAAAUUCUAAACUCAAUGAAAUCAGACAAAUUGUAUGCAAAUCACUAUUUCUUGAUAUGUGAACAAAUCAUGUUUAGAACAAACCUUAUUAGGAACUAAGUACUAGGUACUGCCAUUGAAGGUGAUCAUGACUAGGAGACUAUAUUUACAUAUAUGGGUAGAUCAACAGAAAGUGCCUGCUAUAUGUCUGUGAGCUAAAGCACCCCAGAAACUUUUAUAAUGGCAGGAUUUUAUAGCUAUUUUUUACAAAAUGACAAUGUGAAAAUGUGCUACUAAAAUUGUCUGACAGCACUAUACAUAGUACAGAAUUUCCUCAGCCAUAAUACUUAACUGGAAAGGCCACUUCAGAGAUGUUUACAUUGACUUGGAAGAUUGCCUUAAAAUUCAUCUCUGAUCUCUGACCAAACCAACCUCUGGGGUACUUUUGGAUGUUGCCUGUGCAGCCCCUUAGGAGUAGCCAGUACCUUUCAUACACAGAGAGGCUGUGUUUAGGAUGAUCACUUAGUGAAACGCACAUGCCUAAGCUAGCACACAUCCACAUUCCGAUGUGUGGACUACACAGUCAAAAGUUCAUCCACCUUGUGACUUUGUUUAUUUCAAGCAUUUUCUUACUAAGAAUAUAUAUCUUUAGUUAGUCUUAUUCUGCUAUGCCGUCUCAUGAAGUAAAUUCAUGUAGUGAAUGAUGUUACAGACUUGUAUACCCAGGACAGGGCUGUAUUGUAUCAAUGAACAGCAAGAUAUUGUCCACACUGAUUUAAAAAUUAAAAACAAAAGGUUAAAAAAAAACCCACACAUUAUCUGUCUCUGUAUCAGCGCUUCACUCCUAAAUAAAGUUAAUCUUCAAAACUACCAAUUCCCCAGCAAAUGUGAGGAGUGUCAAGUUACGGCUGUGUAGAGAAUCUGCACAUGGGAAGGGGAAUCAGGUGGUGUUUGUUCACAGUAGCAAAUAAUGUUGACUUGAAAUUCUUUGAAAUGGUGGAGUUGACUUACUUCACUAUUUUCAAACAAGAAAAUCCAUCUUCCUUGCUGCCAAACCUCAGAGAAAGCAUCUGUAUGUCAUAUGACCAACGUAGUCGACUAUCCAACCCAUCUAUGCAUGACGAGCUCUUUAGCAGGUAUGGUGUAUGCUAGUGGUAGUGGGAAGCUGCCAUGAGUUUACAAAAGCAUUUCAGUGAGAAACGAAAAAUGAAGAAAGCCUCCAGCUCUUGUGCCAAGUAAGAUGAUCUUGACAUAACAGAUAACAUUACUGUCUUUUGAAACAUACAUUUUAGUCACUCAAUAUUAUCAAUUAAAAUCAACACUAAAUUUUGCAUUGUUAUUGACACUCUCUACAACUUUCUCCUGCGUUUAAAUUUUCCUUUCACUAAUGAAAAUUUAGUUAUAAAUAAGUGUGGCUUAGGAAAAAGAAUAAUAUGAAUCUCAGAGUAUGAGUUAUUGUUUGGUAAUCCCUAUGGUCAGUUCAGUAUGGUUUUGCUGAGAUAAAGCCAAAGUGCCCUUAAAGCUGUAUUUCUUUCUGCAGACUUCAGGAAAGAAUCCAUUUCUUGCCCUUUUUGACCUUCCAGAGGCAAGCUACAAUCCUUGGCUCAUGGUAGCAACACGGCAUGACAUUACUUAGACCUAUCUCUUUACAUCUAAAAGUCUUCAGCUCCUAAGACUCUCUGUGAUUAGAUCAGUUCUGCCUAGGGUUAACCUUUUAAAAUGCCUUAUUAAGGCAAAAUGACUCAGAGUGAUAAGGUUAGGAAAUGACCAUACUCGGGGGACCUGGAGGAUUAUUAGAUGUAUAUGAUACCCACUGAGGUCUUUCAAGUGUGUCUAAGACUGUGUUCAAAACUGACAUUGAGGACUUGCUGAUAGCUGAUCCAUACCAAUAGGGAUAUAGAAAACUAGGACUGCACCCCAAAGGACAUGAUCAAAUAUAGAUGUCUCUUACUGAACUGUGAAGACUUAGGAGGUCUGCACCAGUUUCUUAGCUAGGGUAACAUACAAGAAAAGAUGAUAGGGAAGAGAUAAGGAUUAAAGAUCUGACUAUUCCUGUAACCCUAUGGAGAGCAGCGUCCAAAUAAACAAACAGAGACAAGGCCAAUGCCAGGGGGCAGCACAGCCUCUAAGAGACAUGCUGAAGUAUGGAGGGCAGCAGACCUGUACAGUACCUGCACCCGAGUUACUAGAAAAAAUUCACAUGUUCAUUUUCACCAUCAAUAAAUUUGCAGUGGUAAUUCUUUGAUAUCUUCAUUGAGUAUUGCUUUGUGGUCAGCCAAAACAACAGGCACAGGAUAAAUAUGCAGAAACUUCUACCCACCUAUAUAGCUCAAAGGUAGGAAUAUUAUAAGAAAAAUUCCCCAGGUUGCAGUGCUCGCUUGAUAAGUCGCUGGACAAUUUAUCACUAAGAAGAAAAUUUCCCUUUCUUCCAUUAAAAUACUACAUAAGUCAAAGGCAGUAUCAUGAACGCAGCCAGUGCUCUUCAGGAUCUAAUGUAAGUGGCACACACAGGAUAAAGCCUUCAUGUCUGUUUAGUUUUUAGCCUGUGAUAGUCACGUUCUGAUGCAAUGUCUGCAUAAACCAGAAAAGGAAGAAUGGGACAAUAAAAAGCCACAUUGGAGAACUUAGACUUUGGGUUGUGACAACAAAUAAAAAACGACUUCAAAGGCCUGCUGUACAUACCAGUGGCUUUUAUAGGUAGGUUUGUGUUAAUGGUGCUGUCUUUUAUGUUUGAUGAUUGGUUUUAGAAAAUUAAUAUAUAGGGGGUUAUUACCAUAUCUGAGUUAAGUUACACUGUGUGUGUGUGUGUGUGUGUGUGUGUGUGUGUGUGUGUGUGUGUGGAGAGAAAGAGAGAGAGAGAGAGAGAGAGAGAGAGAGAGAGAGAGAGAGAGUAAUGUAUGAGGAAAUUUGAGGUUUUUACUUAGAUAAUUAGAAAAGAAACUUGCAACUGGUAACUGCUUAAUAUUCUGAGAAUAGCAGACCAUAAAAUACUUAGCUCUAAAUAGGACUCCCCCUCCCACUCAUGGAUCACCAUGAAAAAGGGGCAGAACAAUUGUAAGAGAAAGGGGUGGUGUUGAAGACAAGGAAACUAUUUUCUGGACAGAGCAGGGAAAUUGCAUAUAAGAAGUUACAGCUUCUAUGACACUAUCCAUGAGACCUGUGCAAGCUCAAGUGAGACAAAAUCCAAGCAAGUUGUGAGAUGUGAACACAAAGUCCCACCCCUAAACAGAUGUUGGGAGAAGAAGAGUCAGUUUUAAGAGUGACUUUUGGUAGGUCACUGAGCCUCCAGGGCAGCCCCCACAACCAAGAGUACCUGGGUAGCACGAUUGGACUCCAUGGUUAACUUAAAAAAGGAAAAAAUGAGGACAUGAAGUUGAGUGGAUAGGAGCUGGAAGUGGAUCUGGGGGAGAUGUAUAUAAUAAAAAUACAUUGUGAAAUUCCCGAAGAAUUAAUAAAAAUAUUAUUUAAAAAGAAGCAUAUCCCUUUUCUCUCAAAACAGGAGGGAAGCACAUGCACCUAAUUCUUGCCAAUACGUUAAAUUAUAUACUUUAUUCAAAAUUGACAAGGUAGAUUUUCAUCUUCCAAGGACACAGUAUAAUUCUUAACAGUGAAAAUAAGCGAAAUUUCUGGGUAAACAUAAAUUCAAAUUUUAUGUCAAAUUUUCAUGGUUCUAGGGACGAUGUGCAGAGCCUCUUUACAGCUCUUUCCUUUUUCAUCUAAAAGCAAGAGUAAUAACACCAUAAUAACAUUUCUUCUUUACAGGAUGAGCAACAUGGCUCCCCCAGGCAGUCAUUCGUUAGCUUUCCAUUAUUAACCCGAGAAUGGGUGUGUCCCUAACUAUGAAGACAGCUCACAAUUUCUUUAAGAUGGAGUAGAAACAUUUUACUUAAAGACAUGGCC